AUGUCCUCAACCACCACCCCCCUCCUCCACCGCAUCCCCUCCACCUCCACCCUCGGCCCCGCCAGCUCCGACACCACCUCCCUCCGCUCCCUCCCGUCCUCCCGCUACCGCCGCCGUCCCAGACCAACCGCCACCCGCCGCGCCCUCCUCCUCUCCUUCCUCUCCUCCCUCCUCUCCUCCCUCUCAGCCGGCUCGAUCACAAUCUUCUCCCUCUACGCCCCCACCUUCCAAUCAACCCUCCACUACUCCCAAUACCGCAUCAACGGCCUCGCCUCGGCCGCCUCCAUCGCAAUGUACAUGCCCGUCUCCCUCCUGGGCUACUACUGCGACCGCGUCGGCCCCGCCCCCCUCUCCCUCCUCUCCGCAGUCUUCUUCGGCCUCGGUUACGCAGGCGCGGCACUGUUCUUUUACUGGGGACAACAGGGGGAUCCGGAGGGGGUGUACUGGGGCUUGGUGGGGAGUUUUGUCGGGAUAGGGGUUGGCACGUGUAGCAUGUACCUCAGUGCUGUGGCGACGUGCGCAAAGAAUUUUGGGAGGGGGAGGCACAGGGGGUUGGCGUUGGCGGUGCCGAUUGCGGCGUUUGGGUUAAGUGGCAUGUGGUUGAGUCAGGUGGGGGAUAGGCUUUUUUCUUUGGACACACCCGGGGAUUUGGGAGGGAAAAAGGUUGAUGUUGUCAGGUUCUUUGGGUUUUUGGCUAUAUUGUUGGUGAUCGUGGGGGUGGUUGGGGCGGUGGGGUUGAGGAUAGUGGAUGAGCAGGAGUUGAUCGAGGAGGCGGUGGAAGAGCUAGAGAGGAGUGGGAUCUUGGAUGGGAGUCGGAUGUUGGGGAAUGGGGUUACGAGGGAGGGGUACGGGGGUGUGGAUGUUGAUGAGGAGCGAGAAGAGGAGGACAUGAUUGGGGCCGGGAUUUUGGAUCCGAGAAAAGAGCAGGAAGAGGAUAAAAAGAUCAAGACUUGGGUGUUGAAUGCGGAGACGAGGAGGUUUUUGACGGACCAUACCAUGUGGUUGUUUGCGUUUGGCUUCUUCUUCAUGAUUGGACCGGGGGAGGCGUUUAUCAAUAAUAUGGGGACCGUGAUCAAGACGUUGUAUGAUCCGGAAUUGAGGGUUGGUGGUGGUGCUGGGGAGCAUGAGACGUCUGCGGCGACCCAUGUGAGCAUUGUUGGGAUCACGAGCACGAUUGUCAGGCUGCUGACGGGGACGUUGACGGAUUUGCUCGCGCCGAGUCCGCAGGCGGGACAUGUCCAGAUUGCCUCCAGCACUGAACUUGAGAGAAAAAGAUUCUCGGUUUCGAGGGUGGUGUUUUUGCUGUUUUUUGCCGUGAUGCUUUCUCUGGGGCUGGCGGGGUUGGCGGCGGGGUGGGUGCAAGGCCACGGGGAGAGGUUCUGGGUGAUUUCGGGGCUGGUCGGGGCCGGGUACGGCGCCGUGUUUAGCCUGACGCCCAUCAUCAUCACGGUGAUCUGGGGGGUGGAGAACUUUGCGACGAACUGGGGGAUUGUGGCCAUGUUUCCGGCGCUGGGGGCGACGAUGUGGGGGUUGGUGUAUUCGGCUGUUUACCAGGAGGGGGCGAGGAGGCAGUCGGUUGUUGGGGAAGAGGAUGGGGGGGACAAUCUGUGUUAUGGGGUUGAGUGCUAUGCGAGCGCGUUCUGGGCCAUGGCGGGGAGUGUCUGGGUUGCGUGUGGGUUGGUGUUGUGGGCGUGGAAGGGGAGGGGUGGGUGGUCGCAGAGGGGGGUGGUGGUUUGA
Molecule: messenger RNA, 1737 nt
Organism: Podospora anserina S mat+
Lineage: Eukaryota; Fungi; Ascomycota; Sordariomycetes; Sordariales; Podosporaceae
Exons: 1
Coding region: 1-1737 (578 amino acids)
Biological process (GO): transmembrane transport
Cellular component (GO): membrane
Molecular function (GO): transmembrane transporter activity
Source: RefSeq, a predicted model, not a curated record